AUGCGGCCGUCCGUGCAGACGCCUACAGGAUCGUCGAUCGGCUCCGGAAGCCACUCGCCCGGUCAUUUCAUUUUGAACGUGACGGUUACAACGAACAUGCCGGGCGCGCUCCGGCGGCUGAGCCGGCUCGCGACGUCCACGGACCUCGAAGUCAAGUGGGGCGCGCGCUUUCGCCGACCGCUGCUCGUCUGGGUCUACGUGCAGCAUCUCAUGACAUUUGUCUACUUUGGCCUUCUCGGCGCCAUGCACCUCACGCUCGACCUCGGCAUGCGCGUGGCGAUGCGCAGCUACGCCAGCGGUCCGUCCGGCGCGCUCCUCGUCCUCACGGGCGUCUUGCACUGCUGGCCCUUUCUACCGCAGCGUGGGGCAUAG
Messenger RNA from Saprolegnia parasitica CBS 223.65, 372 nucleotides. RefSeq lists its product as hypothetical. The transcript is spliced from 2 exons. The coding region runs from base 1 to 372 and encodes 123 amino acids. The record is from RefSeq and is a predicted model, not a curated record. Lineage: Eukaryota; Oomycota; Saprolegniomycetes; Saprolegniales; Saprolegniaceae.